AUGGUGCUCUCUAAGGCCGCAGGCGAGCGGCCGUCGUCGUCUUCCUCGGCUCCGGUGGCAGCAGAGGAGCAGCGGAGGGUCGCCAUGGAGCCUCGGGUGCCGGCGGCGCCGGCCAGUCUGCCGCCGGUGUCGAGCAAGGCGGAGAAGUUCCCGGCGCGGCCGGGGUUCGGGACCAUCGGGAGGAGGUGCCGCGUCCGCGCCAACCAUUUCCUCGUGCAGGUCGCCGACAAGGAGAUCUACCAUUACGAUGUGACAAUUGACCCGGAAACGAGGUCUCGUGGAUGGAACAGAUCAAUAAUCAACGAACUAGUUAAAUUGUACAAGGAACACUUGGACGGUAGGCUGCCUGUUUAUGAUGGAAGAAAGAGCCUAUAUACCGCUGGUGCACUGCCAUUCAAGAACAAAGUAUUUGUCGUGAAACUUGCCAAUGCCGCGAAAGGGAAUAAACGCGAGGAGGAAUACAAGGUAACUGUCAAGCUUGCUUCAAAUCUGGAUAUGUACAGCCUUUGGCAGUUUUUGGCUGGUAGAAGCAGGGACGUGCCACAAGACACUAUCCAAGCUCUCGACAUCGCCUUAAGGGAGUGUCCCACAACAAAUUCUUUAAAUUGGAACAGGUAUGUAUCGAUCUCUAGAUCAUUCUUCUCUCAGUCAUUUGGACAUGGUGGCGCGAUUGGCAAUGGUGUUGAAUGCUGGAGGGGUUAUUACCAAAGCCUUCGCCCCACACAGAUGGGUUUGUCACUAAAUAUCGAUAUUUCUGCAACGGCAUUUUACAAGGCCCAAGCAGUGAUGGAAUUUGCUGUUGAAUAUCUGAAUAUCCGAGAUGCUUCAAGGCCCUUGAUUGAUCAGGAUCGUAUUAAGUUGAAGAAAGCCCUUAGAGGUGUCCGGGUUGAGGCCACUCAUCGGACUGAUAAAACCAUACGCUACAAGAUCACUAGCGUUUCCUCAGCUCCGUUGAAGGAAUUAAUGUUUGAUCAAGACGGUGUGCGCGUAUCAGUUGUCCAGUACUUUAAGAAGCAAUAUAAUUACUCUCUGAAAUAUAUCAAUUGGCCAUGCCUUCAAGCUGGUAGUGACAGCAGACCGAUAUAUUUGCCUAUGGAGGUUUGCAGCAUAGUUGGGGGACAAAGAUAUUCACGCAAGUUGAAUGAACGCCAAGUUUCAAGCAUACUAAAGAUGGCAUGUGAAAGACCAGCUCAACGGGAGAGCAGUGUUCUAGAGUCUGAUCCCUUCUUUUUAUCUUGUCAGAUUGUUAACAGGAAUAGUUAUGGCAAUGAUGACUAUUCGAAAGAAUUUGGCAUGAAAGUCAUGAACCAACUUGCAUUGGUCGAUGCUCGUGUACUACCUUCCCCAAGGCUUAAAUAUCAUGACUGUGGACGGGAAAAGGUAUGUAAUCCUUCAGUGGGACAAUGGAACAUGAUAAACAAGAGAAUGGUGAAUGGAGGAUCUAUCAACCAUUGGGCAUGUCUAACUUUCGCGUCUCGACUUCACCCAAAUGACAUUGGCAUGUUUUGCCGUGAUCUGGCUCACAUGUGCAAUAGCAUUGGCAUGGAAAUGAACAUGGAGCCGUGCGUGAAUAUCACACAAGCACGCCGUCAGGACACCGUGGAGUCUGCAAUCAGAAAUAUCCAUGGCCAUUCUGCCCAAGUGCUCGCUGAGAAAGGUCUAAAAGGGAAGCAACUUGAAUUAUUGAUCAUCAUAUUACCUGAUAUUAGUGGUUCCUAUGGAAAGAUAAAACGGCUUUGUGAAACGGAGCUUGGUGUAAUAACUCAGUGCUGCUUGCCUAAAAAUGUUCAGAAGGGUGGGAAACAAUACCUUGAAAAUCUUUCUCUGAAGAUCAAUGUUAAGGUUGGGGGUCGGAAUACAGUACUUGAAGAUGCUUUGUACAAGAGGAUACCCCUUCUGACUGAUGUGCCUACCAUAGUUUUUGGAGCUGAUGUUACCCACCCAGCUGCUGGAGAAGAUGCAUCUCCAUCUAUUGCAGCAGUUGUUGCGUCCAUGGAUUGGCCAGAAGUAACAAAAUACAAAUGCUUGGUAUCUUCACAAGGCCAUAGGGAAGAAAUUAUUGCCGACCUUUACACCGAAACAAAAGAUCCACAGAAGGGACUUGUUGGCGGUGGGAUGAUAAGGGAGUUGCUUCUCUCUUUCUACAGAGCAACUGGAUGUAAACCUCACAGGAUUAUAUUUUAUAGAGAUGGUGUUAGCGAUGGUCAGUUCAGCCAAGUGUUGCUUUAUGAAAUGGAUGCAAUUCGCAAGGCUUGUGCUACUUUACAGGCGGGGUACCUCCCACCAGUCACAUUUGUUGUCGUGCAAAAGCGGCAUCACACUCGUCUAUUUCCUGAAAAUCAUCGUGCGCGGGAUCUGACGGAUAGAAGUGGGAAUAUCCUACCUGGUACCGUCGUCGACACAAAGAUCUGUCAUCCUACUGAGUUUGAUUUCUACCUCUGUAGCCAUGCUGGCAUUCAGGGAACAAGCCGCCCAACACAUUAUCAUGUUCUUCUCGAUGAAAACCGUUUCAGUGCUGAUGCCCUUCAAACCUUGACCUACAACCUCUGCUACACCUAUGCCUGGUGCACGCGAUCGGUUUCCAUAGUUCCUCCGGCCUACUACGCGCACCUGGCGGCCUUCCGUGCGCGCUACUACAUGGAGGACGAGUUCUCCGACGGGGGCUCGUCGUCGGCCACGGCCCGGUCGGCGCCUGCGAGGCAGCUCCCCAAGAUCAGGGACAGUGUCAAGGAGUUCAUGUUCUACUGCUGA
Molecule: messenger RNA, 2751 nt
Organism: Triticum turgidum subsp. durum (durum wheat)
Lineage: Eukaryota; Viridiplantae; Streptophyta; Magnoliopsida; Poales; Poaceae
Source: the annotation of a GenBank genome assembly